GUCUGUCUUCAUAGCCGAGUCACUCAAGGUCAUGCCUAUCUCAGACGUGCAUUGCCAACGCUUUCGGCAGUUCCUCUACCGUGAGGCGGAUGGGCCCCGAGAGGUUUGCAGCCAGCUCCAUCGACUCAGCAACCGCUGGCUGAAGCCAGAGAGGCGUUCCAAAAAGGAGAUCCUGGACGUGGUGGUCCUGGAGCAGUUCCUCGCCAUCCUGCCCCUGGAAGUGCAACGCUGGGUCAGAGAAUGUGGGCCAGAGAGCAGCUGCCAGGCGGUGGCCUUGGCUGAAGGCUUCCUGCUGAGUCAGGCCGAGGAGGAGAGGCCGGCAGAGCAGGUGCGGGGACCAUCCGUGGAGAGAGACGCAGCAUUCCUCGAGGCGGAAGAAGCUUCCCUGGAGCGAGAGCAGAGGGCGCAGACUCAGCAGGGUGCCCAAGAUGCCCUCUCCUGUGGUAGCGGAGAGAUGCUGUUGAGUCCUCAUGUGUUUGGGGGUGUGGAAACAGUCCAGCGUCCCUUUUCCUUUGAGGAGGUGUCUGUCCAUUUCACUCCAGCAGAAUGGGCCCUGCUGGAUCCGGGCCAGAGAAUUCUCUACAGGGAAGUCAUGCAGGAGAACUAUUGGAGCAUCAUCUCUCUGAAAGACCGAAGUGUAAGAGAGAUGUUGGUGGAGAAAGACAAGAGUCUCGCAUCUAAAGAAAGGCUGCAGAGUUUCUCGGGAGGAUCCCAAGAACAUGUUUCCUUUCCAAAGGAGGUGACUGACAAGGAUGAUCAGAAGAAUGAAGAGGGUGAUGAACUUGAUCAACAGUUGCCAGAAGGAGUUAAGAAUGAAGACUUGAGAGAAAACAUCAGGAGUCGAGGCAGACCUAAGAGAAUGAAAGUCAGGCUUAUUGAGAAAAGAGAUGUAAGAUGGCGUAUUGUACAUUUUCCAAAUCAGAGAAUAAUGAAGGCAAGUACAUCCAUUCAAUGUGGAAAGUAUUUCAAAAGUAGAUCGGAGUUCUUUUUGCACCAAAGAACCCACAGAGGCGAGAAACGCUUUAGCCAUCUUCAAGAACAUAGAAAAAAUCGCCCCUCCGGACGGCCACUCCUUGUGCUUACUGUGUUUGGGAGAAGCGCAUCGCGUGGAGGCCUGCCCGCAUUGCCUUCGCUUUUCCAAACAAACAAGGAAAAACCGAGCGGCUCGGCUGUCGGCAGCGUUGACCGAAUCGGCGCUUCGCCCGCAAAAUUCGGCAUCGGCCGCAUCGGCAUCGGCGCUUCGCCCGCAAAGUUCGGCAUCGACCGCGUCGGCAUCGAAGAUGGCGGACACCCCGGCCCAGGAGCUCACAUUGGCUGA
This is a messenger RNA of Heteronotia binoei (common prickly gecko), 1318 nucleotides long. RefSeq names its product zinc finger protein 213-like. The coding region runs from base 32 to 1318 and encodes 428 amino acids. The transcript is spliced from 8 exons. Gene Ontology annotation, biological process: regulation of DNA-templated transcription. NCBI's taxonomy places the organism in Eukaryota, Metazoa, Chordata, Lepidosauria, Squamata, Gekkonidae. The record is from RefSeq and is a predicted model, not a curated record.